This is a messenger RNA of Capsella rubella, 675 nucleotides long. RefSeq lists its product as uncharacterized. The record is from RefSeq and is a predicted model, not a curated record. Lineage: Eukaryota; Viridiplantae; Streptophyta; Magnoliopsida; Brassicales; Brassicaceae.
AUGGAAAGACUGGGAGAACUUGAGAGGCUGACGGUAGAAAUCAAGGCCCUGAAGGAGAAUUUGAAGGCGAAUAUUGAUAAAGUUCUUUUAAGAAGAGUGGAAGAAGAAAGUGAAAUCCCAGAAGAAACGAAGGAAGAAAGUGAAAUUGCAGAAGCAAAAAAGAAAGAUGAUGAUUUGGUAUUAUCUCUAGAAGAGGAGAUGGAUAGGAAAGAAGAAGAAAUGCUUGCUGCGAGUUGCACGUUGGUGGAGAUUUUCAGGGAACUUGAUUGCUCCUUCAAUGGCGCUGAAAGAAGAAUGGGAAGACUAAGCACUCAUGAACUCAUAGAAGCCUGUGUCCGUUACAAAGACUUGGCGAAGCUGAUCGAAACGGAUAUAGUAUCGGUUCAAAGAGCGACUUCAAUUAGGAAUUUUUGGCAACCCAAAAUCAGUGCUUUGUUCCAUGCGGACCAAGAGGCGGACCAAAAUCAGAGAGAUUUAGUACUACUCAAAGCGAGAGCAGGUGAAGAGGUCUAUUGGCUAGUUCGGAAGGGCUUCCGUGAAGCGCGAGUGGCUUCCAGGAUGGGGUGUUAUAAAAAACCAUGGAAUCUUGAUGGAGAAGCUACACUUACCGAAUUACUUGAUGCGCUUCCAUUGAUAGUCCGACGGCGGCAUACGAGGCCACGUCGUGACUCGUGA